Molecule: messenger RNA, 1044 nt
Organism: Penicillium verhagenii
Lineage: Eukaryota; Fungi; Ascomycota; Eurotiomycetes; Eurotiales; Aspergillaceae
Exons: 3
Coding region: 1-1044 (347 amino acids)
Biological process (GO): tRNA wobble uridine modification
Cellular component (GO): elongator holoenzyme complex
Source: RefSeq, a predicted model, not a curated record
AUGCCCUCUCAACCCCCACUACCGCCCCUCCUCACCCCAUAUCUAUCAUCCCAACCAGAGUCUUCUUUGACGCUGGUCUCUUCAAUUCUUGGCGCAACAUCCAAUUGGCUAGUCCUGAGAUACCUAUACUCAGCCCUCAGCGCCUCGAAUAGCUCCAAUGCCGCUUUAGGCUUUGGCGAAUCGCACGAUAGUGCGAAGAAGAAGGUUGUUCUUGUGAGCUUCCUGCGGGGUUGGGAAUUCUGGAGAGCAGAAGCAAAGCGAUUGGGCUUGGAUCUCGCACGAUUGGCAGAUAAGAAAGAAUUUGCUUUUGUGGACGGGUUAUCUGAAUUAUUUUGCCCCCCACAAACAGCAAAUACUGCUUCUAGUCCGUCUCCCAUCAACGCAGGUAUUCCUGCACGCACAGCGCUUCCUCUUCGGGGACCCCCUGGUGCCGUGCCAGGAAGAGGCCCGCCUUCCGCCGUACCAACACCCAGAAAUGAGAAUGUGGCACGAAGCCCAACCGAAGUGAGCGCUGUUAAGAAACUGCAUUUCUCUGGUCGUGGCACCGCAGCUUUAGAUGUCAUGGAAAAGGACAUCAUUGCCGUCGUCGAGAGACUAAAGGCUACCAAUGAAGAAGGCGAAGAAGUCCUACUCAUUAUCGACCAACCGGACUUCCUUCUCGCGGCCACAGGCACAAGUAUGGGGAUCGGAGCUACGGAAAUGAGCGAGUGGGUCACGGGUCUACAGCAGACCGUUCAUUCUACAGUACUGACACUUGCGGCUGAUUCCCCGCUGAUCCACAAUGCAUCCGCCUCUGCAAACCAGGGAGCUACACCGGUGGAAGGGGAACAUGCAGCUUUUGCUAUUGGGUUGGCGCAUAGGGCAGAUUUGGUCAUGCAACUCCGGACCCUGGAGACUGGAGCCGCGAGGGACGUGAGCGGGGUGUUGAGAAUCAGUCGAGGUGGCGGAUUGGGCUCUGGUGCGAAUGGCUUGGACGAGAAGGAGCUGCUGUACUAUAUCCAGCGAGAUGGCGGGACCACAGUCUUUGGGCGUGGAGAAUCCUGA